AAGGAACACAGAAUCAAUUUUCAAGUCUGUAGUACGAUACUCAGGAUCCUCAAGUCUUCUCCUUCAAAAUCUCUCAAUAUUUCAUCAAAAAUCCAAAUCAAGCUGCAAAAUAUCCAAGAAAACAGAUCGUUCUUAAAAUUCAAAUGGGCAUCUUGAAUUUCCUCAAAUUUACUCUUUUAUGCAUUGAUUUUCUUGCCUGGCCUGUAUUUGCUCUGGGCUAUCCUCUAUGUGCUUCAAUCCGAGCCAUUGAAACGGGCUCCAAAUAUCACAUGAGAAAAUUGGUCAUCUAUUGGGCCCUUUUUUCUCUCAUUUCUCUGUUUGAACUUGCUUUCAUCAAACUCAUUGAGUGGAUACCACUAUGGUCUUUUAUAAAAUUCGUAGCCAUCUGCUGGUUAGUUAUGCCUCGGUUUGAUGGUGCUUGCUAUGUUUACCAAAGGCUUGUGAAUACUUGCUCGAAUGUCAAUCUUCGAGCUUUAGUCAGCCGGCUUUGCAGACCAAACGAGGAUCAAAGCCUUACGACAGAAACUCUCGUGGCAGUGACAGAGAGAUACGUUAAAGAGAAUGGUUUGGAAGCCUUUGAAAACCUUAUGAAAAGCAAGCUUAAAUGCAUAGAACCUGAUAACAUUCAGAAAGAUAUCGAACAGCUGGAAUCAAGAGAUAAAAUUGAUGCAGAUACUCAAGAACAGCCAAAGUGCGAAGAACCCGAGGUUGCUGAGAAGGACAUUAAUGCCUUAGAACCAACUGAGAAAAUAUCAUCAACUACAGAGGCACAGCAUGCAGAUGCUAAGAUUUCAGAAGCAGCAAAUGAGAGAAACCCUGAAGUACCUGUGAAAGUCCAACAAGAAUGGGCUUGUGCAUUAUAUCAGGUGACAACCACAAGCGAGAAGGAUCUGAAUUGCCAUCUUCAGGGGAGUAAGCACAAGUCCAAGUGCGAAACACUGAAAAGAAGCAAACAAGAUACGAAAAGUAGAGGUUCUUUACCAUCCACGUCUCAUAAAUCAAAGUGCGGGAACCUUGAGCCAGAAAAGGGUAAUAUCGGUGAAGGAUCAAAGCAAAAUUUGAACAGAAACACAGAGGAAAUAGUUCAACCUCAUGCGGAAAGUGAUCAACAGACCCAGAAGCAAACAAAUCUCAAUGGUGCUGGUAGUAAUCAGACACCUGAACUGUGGUGCCAUGUAUGUAAAGUGAAGUUGCUUAGUAAGAUUGACCUCGCUUCUCAUCUUCAGGGGAGGAAGCACUCGACUAAUAUUCAAAACUUAUUCGAUAGUUAUGUUAUUAAGGGUGUGAUUUCAGAAGAGAUCAAGAACCAGCUUGCGCGACCAAGUUGGUAACCUUUGUUUAAGUCUCAUUUGGAGAGGGUGUGGCGUUUGUUGCAACUUGAAAAAGGUGGUGUUUCGUUAACUUUAAUUUCUAGCGAAUGAGAAAAUUUGGACAAUGUUGACAUAUCAGAAUCAAUCACUUUCAUGUUCAUCUA
This is a messenger RNA of Olea europaea var. sylvestris, 1474 nucleotides long. RefSeq lists its product as uncharacterized. The record is from RefSeq and is a predicted model, not a curated record. The transcript has 7 exons. NCBI's taxonomy places the organism in Eukaryota, Viridiplantae, Streptophyta, Magnoliopsida, Lamiales, Oleaceae. Bases 144 to 1331 code for a protein of 395 amino acids. Gene Ontology annotation, molecular function: zinc ion binding; nucleic acid binding.